This is a messenger RNA of Arxiozyma heterogenica, 1404 nucleotides long. It is a transcript of the gene MIG2, whose product is annotated as Mig2p. The record is from RefSeq and is a predicted model, not a curated record. Gene Ontology annotation, molecular function: RNA polymerase II cis-regulatory region sequence-specific DNA binding. Bases 1 to 1404 code for a protein of 467 amino acids. Gene Ontology annotation, cellular component: cytoplasm; nucleus. The transcript has a single exon. Lineage: Eukaryota; Fungi; Ascomycota; Saccharomycetes; Saccharomycetales; Saccharomycetaceae.
AUGCCGAGAAAGGAAUUACAGUUCCCAGAAGAUAAUGACCAACGUCCGUAUAAAUGUGAGGUGUGUUCUCGAGGGUUUCAUAGACUGGAACAUAAAAAGAGACAUAUGAGAACACAUACUGGUGAAAAACCACAUAAAUGUCUUUUUCCGGGUUGUAGUAAAAAUUUUAGUAGAUCAGAUGAAUUGAAAAGACAUUUGAAAACACAUACAGGUUAUUCAAAUAAAAGAAAUAACAACAGUACAGCAAGUAUAAAAGGUUUCACAGGUAGCCAUGAAAAUAUGAUGGAUCCUUAUAAUCAAAAUCAAAUGGUUAAUCUUUAUUCUAUGGAUUCAAAUAUGUCUUUUGUAGUCUCUCCGCAACCAGUGCCAGUGGUGAUGCCUGUUCCUAUUCCAAUAAGCAUACCAUAUCCUCAGCAACAGCAACAACAGCAACAACUAUUACUACAACAGCAACAGCAACAGCAACAGCCAAUCCAGUUUUCCCCACAAAACGUUAUACCUCAUGCAACAUCCUAUUCACCAAUCCCUGUAACCAAUCAAAAUUAUCCUCAAUUAUCAGCAUCCGUUCAGAAUUUAUCGUCUUCACAAUUCGUAUCUCAACAAUUAAUGACUCAGCAUAAUAUGGGUGUUAACUCUGGUUUGCCUAUAACACAGUCCCAAGGUCAAUUAAACACUUUUCCAAAUCUAUCAAGCUCAUUGGAUAUGAGUGAUCAGUCUUCUAUUUUUUCAAAUCAACCAAAUAUAAUGCAACCAAAUGCAAAUUUUCUGGAACAAUAUGGUAAAAAUUCAACAACAUCUUUACUGUCGACCUCACCUUCUUCACUUAAUGAGUCCACGAUUGAAUUACAGAGCAAUAACGAUAUUUUACCAAGUGCAUCCUCACCUAAUAAACAUUCUUUCAAGAAAACUUUUCAAAAUGCUAUAAGUUCAUUACGAGUUAUAAUACAUUCAAGACCAAGAUCACCACCAUCUUCUAUAAAUAAAAUUAUAAAACCAUCCACACCCGCUGAAUCCAUCUUGUCUACCACAAGCAGUUUAGCUUCUUUGAACACAUUACUUAAAAAAGAACAAUUUAUGCAAAGAGAUACUCAGCUUUCUGGUAAUUUUAAUAACUAUAAUAAUAAUAAUGGUAACGAAAAUUGCAAACCUUUUUUUAGUCCAUACGAACAAAAAAAAAGUUCAGAAUCACCUAGAAUAAGGAAACCUACUUUUUAUAUAGUUGAUGAUGACACAGAUAAACAAAAAGAUGAUAUUAUAAAGUUACCAAAAAGUGGUGUUAAUUCAGAUUCACAUAAUACUAUUCAUUACGUUGAUGACGAAAAUGGAGACAAAUUCAAGGUCAAAUUACCACCAAUGAGUAAUAUCCUUAAACAAAUCGACAUUUUUAAUACAAAUUCAGCCUAA